This is a messenger RNA of Heteronotia binoei (common prickly gecko), 8393 nucleotides long. It is a transcript of the gene PHLDB2, whose product is annotated as pleckstrin homology like domain family B member 2. Gene Ontology annotation, biological process: regulation of microtubule cytoskeleton organization. The record is from RefSeq and is a predicted model, not a curated record. The coding region runs from base 268 to 4284 and encodes 1338 amino acids. The transcript has 23 exons. Gene Ontology annotation, cellular component: basal cortex. NCBI's taxonomy places the organism in Eukaryota, Metazoa, Chordata, Lepidosauria, Squamata, Gekkonidae.
GGAGGCGGGAGGGGCGUGCCUAGCAAGUGCCCGAAGUGAGUCUGGAGAGACUGAAGGAGAAGAAGGAUGCACAAAAGGGAAGAGGUGCUGUUCUCCCAGUGUCCUUUGUGAUUUCCUUUGAGGAAAAGAUGAAGUCAUAUGUGCUUCCUCUACUAUAUUUUCCCUCAACAUCAGAAAGUCUGCAAUGUUAAGAGGAAUUGCCAUGGUAUCAGAAUUUAUAAUUUCGAAUCAGACUAGUAACUGUCUGUCCUUUUGGCAAAAAGAAAAAUGAUGUCAAAUAGAGAUACUUUUGCCUACCAGAGUGUUGGGACAGAUUCAAAUAAGAUGAUGGAAGAAUAUAAGCAAAGCCCAGUGGAAUUACAAAAUACUAAUUUAGGAAAGGAUUCAGUGGUGAAAUCUCUUGAAAAUGAUCUUCAGGAUCUGAUGGACAGGCUCAACCAGAAAAAAUAUUCAUCGAGUCUGAAAUUCAAAACAAAUUGUGACAGUCCUGGUUCUUAUUUAACUCUUUCACAGUCUCUUCCACCUAAAUCCAGCCCUGCAUCCAGUGUAAAAAGUUUGCCAGCUGGCACCAAAAUACAAGGAAGCAAACCAUUGUCUUGUGACGGCUCUUAUCUUUUAGACAAGACUGUUUCUGCAAAGCAUAUGAGUUCUGUAUCAGGCAUGUCUCCAUCCUUAAGUGGAUACAGUCUAGCAAAGAGAGACUUUGAUAUUUAUUUCAACAGAGAAAAUGAAAAACAGUUUGGACAUCUGGAUAAAUUUCCCUACUCAAAGUACAGCCAGAAGAAUAAAUCUCAUGAUAAUGUCUACUUCCCUGGAACACUGGAUGGGCGGAAAAACUCUGGAUCUCUUAUUGCAAUAUGGAAUGGAAACUCAGGGAGUGAGAUAAUCCUUUCACCAGUUGGCAAUUCUGGAGCUGCCAGUAUGCCGUCUAGUCCAAAGCAAGGCAGGAGGAUAAACAUUCAAGAUAUCCCAUCAUUUUGCCCCAGGCAAACUAAACAAAAGGACACAACAGUGGAAACUCUGGGAUCUAGAACCAGGAAGUAUUCUGGUGGCUCACUGAAUCAUAUGGGAAUUUACAGCCGCUCAUUACCCAGGCUGUACAAAUCGUCAGAAAGCCAACUUGUUCCACUGAGUUUGCCACCAAGAAGCUCUCUUGGGAAUUCCAAAAGAAAAAAGACUGUAGAGAAAGAUUUUCUACCUCAAAGUGUACUGGAUGCUGACAAUUACCUUGAUUUUUCUUCUCACGCCUCAGGAGCUUUGCCAUUUACAAAUAUUGCAACUGACACAAACUUCUAUGUUAAUUCAACUCUUAGUGUUCCUGCAAGCCCUCGUAUAGCACGGAAAAUGCUUCUGGCCUCUUCUUCCUCAUAUGUGUCUGAUGACUUUGAUAGAGCUGGACUCUCAGGGAUGACCCCUAGUAAUUCUUUUUCUCCUGUGGGUUCUGAAAGAGCAUUCCCUCUCAGAAGGAAAGUUUCAAAUAGUUCAGUAGAGUUCGAUGAAACAGAGCUGGAAAGCAUCAGGCAAACUCUGUCCAUACGGGAGAGGAAGAAUAGCAUUAGCUCACUUUCAGGAAGGGAUGAUCUAAUGGACUACCACAGAAGACAGAGGGAAGAAAGGCUUAAAGAGCAGGAGAUGGAGCGACUGGAGCGGCAACGAUUGGAGACCAUUCUUAACCUGUGUGCAGAAUAUUCCAAACCUGACAGUGACUCUGCAACUGUAACAACUGUUGCUGAUGUUCAAAAAAUUAAUAAAGAACUUGAAAAGCUUCAGUUUUCUGAUGAAGAUUCUGUAUUUGAAGAUUCCCGGAUGACUCCAGAUACAAGAAUCAGGAACCAUUUGCAACUGUCAGCUGAUGAUUCUGACUUCUCAGAAUUCAGUGAUCUUGGUCAAAACGUUAUGGGUUUUCUUUCUCCUAGAGGGAUCAGAACGAAUAAACAUUUAAAUGAAAACAGGACACCUUCACCAUUACCACCUUGUGCCUUCCUGAAGAAUGUCAGUGAAUCUUCUUAUUUAAGCAUCAUGCCAAAGACAACAGAAUGCGUUAGUGAUGAACAACGAGCACUGGAGCUUAAUCAAAUGGAAGAACAGCACAUUAUAAUACUGAAUAACUUGGAAGAAGUUGAACAAAAGAUCAAAGAGUUAAAUGAUCAAAUGGAUGAAUCUUCCAGAGAGAUGGAUAUGGAAUGUGCCUUAUUGGAUGGGGAGCAGAAAUCUGAAACAGCUGAACUUCUCAAGGAGAAGGAAAUACUGGAUCAUUUAAACAGGAAGAUAGCAGAAUUGGAGAGAAAUGUUAUUGGCGAGAAGACGAAGGAAAAAAUAAAGCUUGAUGCUGAAAGGGAAAAACUAGAAAAGCUUCAGGAGCUUUACUCCGAGCAGAAGACCCAACUUGAUAAUUGCCCUGAGUCCAUGAGGGAACAAUUGCAACAGCAACUAAACAGGGAUGCUGAUCUGUUGGAGGUAGAAAGCAAACACUUUGAAGACUUGGAGUUUCAGCAGCUAGAACAUGAAAGCAGGCUAGAUGAGGAGAAAGAGAAUCUAACACAGCAGCUCCUGCGUGAAGUGGCUGAAUAUCAACGUAGCAUUGUCAGUAGAAAGGAGAAAAUUUCUGCUCUCAAAAAGCAAGCCAAUCAUAUUGUUCAGCAAGCCCAACGGGAACAAGAUCAUUUUGUCAAAGAGAAAAAUAACCUGCUGAUGAUGCUGCAAAGGGAAAAAGAAAACCUGUGCAAUCUAGAAAAGAAAUAUUCAUCAGUUUCAGGAGGAAAGGGGUUUCCUGUAAGUCCAAGCAGUUUAAAAGAGGAUUAUAUGAGUGUAAAUGACAUUAAUGAGCCAUAUGGCAAUUCCACGAAUUUACCCCCUUCCACUCAACCCCCCACUGCUGCUGAUGCUGUUCCCACUGAACCUUCCACAGCUGGCCAGGCGAGCCAGCCACAAAACAAAGAGCUAAGAUCAUCUCUCUGUCCUGGAUUUGUCUUUCCUCACUCCCUUUCUCCUCGCUCUCUUGCACAACUUUCACCAGUCCACUGGUCUGAGGUCAGGGCUCCAAAUAUAGAACCUUUUCCUUUACCUGACACACCACCACCUCUUCCAGCUAAGAAACACCGAAGGCAACCACAGCACUUUCGAAAUCUGGAAGAGAGAAAGAAGCAGCACAAAGAAGCCAUGUACAUGAGUGAUACUUUGCCUCGCAAGAAAACUGCUUCCUCUGUAUCACCCCAUUUCAGCAGUUCUACUCUUGGACGAAGCAUUAAGGGUCACUUGCCACUUGGACAAAGUAACAGCUGUGGCAGUGUUCUUCCUCAUUGUUUGACCAAGGAGCCUGAGUCAAGAAGGGCGCAUAAAGGAAAAGGCAAAAAAGGAGCUAUUAGUCAUUCCAAAAGUGCAAGUAUCAAAGGAUACAACCACCAGCUUAUAUGUGAAAACGAAAGCCAGAAAUCUUCUGCGUUCUACAACAGAACUGCCUCAGAAUCUAAUGUGUAUCUGAACACAUUCCAUUAUCCUGAUCAUAGUUACAAAGACCAUGCCUUUGAUACUCUAAGCUUAGACAGUUCUGACAGCAUGGAAACCAGUAUAUCUGCCUGCUCCCCAGAUAACAUUUCCAGUGCCAGUACUUCAAAUGUUGCAAGAAUAGAAGAGAUGGAAAGACUUUUGAAACAAGCUCACGCUGAAAAAACACGAUUGCUUGAAUCAAGGGAACGAGAAAUGGAAGCUAAGAAAAGAGCAUUAGAAGAAGAAAAGCGUCGCAGAGAGCAACUAGAGAAAAGGUUGCAAGAAGAAACUAGCCAGCGACAAAAACUAAUUGAAAAAGAAGUAAAAAUACGUGAGAAGCAAAGGUCACAAUCUCGUCCAUUGACACGUUAUUUGCCAGUCAGAAAGGAAGAUUUUGAUCUACGAGGUCAUAUAGAGACAGCUGGUCACAACAUAGAGACUUGUUACCAUGUUUCACUUACUGAGAAGACUUGCCGAGGCUUUCUUAUUAAGAUGGGUGGGAAAAUCAAAACAUGGAAAAAGCGGUGGUUUGUCUUUGACAGAAACAAGAGAACAUUUUCUUACUAUGCAGACAAACAUGAAACUAAAUUAAAAGGGGUAAUUUAUUUCCAAGCCAUAGAAGAAGUCUAUUAUGAUCAUCUAAAGAAUGCCUAUAAGAGUCCUAAUCCAUUACUUACUUUCAGUGUUAAGACACAUGACAGAAUAUAUUACAUGGUGGCUCCAACACCAGAAGCUAUGCGGAUAUGGAUGGAUGUAAUAGUUACAGGAGCAGAAGGCUACACUCACUUCAUGUUAUAGUAAAAUUGUGCAAAGGUUCAUAGACAGGGCAUAAUGCAAUAAUAGCGUCACAUCUUGGAAAUAAAAGCCAUAUUUAGUCACAUUUGACAAAGCCACAUAAAUAACAAGAACUCCCAGAUCAUUUCCCUUUAUUUUCCAAAACAAAACACAAAUUGUGUUAGGGAGCAUUAAUGCUUAGAUGUGUUAAUCACUGUUCUAGCAGAAGAAAAGAUGCUUAAAACAAUGCAGUGCUCCCAAAGGGUUAAUCCAAUCAUCAUGUGCCUAGCAUACAGAUUGUAUGGUAAUUUCUUACAAAUUCGAUCAUGCAGGAUUUAUCUGAUAAAAGUAAACUUUAUGGUUUAAAAAGAUACUGUGUGCCAAUAAGAAAUGAAACACAAAUGCCUGUUUUUAUUGUACUGAGUUGCUGCACAGUUAUAAAGUUAUUUUCCUUACAGGUAUAGUGUAACAAAUUUUAAAACUAGAGUGCAUGAAGUUUUUGUCUUGGUUCAUUACAGAUCCAAAGAGUCAGUGUAUAGUGAGAUUUAGAUUUAUUUAAUGGAAAUGUAUAAAACUGUUCAUAAAUGUUAACAAAUAUUGAAAACUGUUCUUUUGAAAACUCUAGACAAAUAGUACAAGUAUGAUACUAACUUCAAGUGUAAACACACAAAAUUUAGUAACUUUCUCGUUUUAAAGAGUUCAGAGAACAUUAUCAAAUGAACAGCCACAUACACAGGUCUCCUAUUUUCCUCAAAUUCUUAAUAACCAUAGCUUUCCAAGCUGUUACUUAAUGUUUUCUGUCUAUAACAUAUUCUUUAAUAGCCAAAUAAUGUAUUUUUUUUCUAUUGCAGCAAGUCAAAAUUGGUAGAUCUGCAAUUCAAAAAGUCCAGUAAUGUUUUAAAUGUUGGCAAUUUCACCAUCCCUGAAUACUGACAUUUUCACAAAAUACAAUGAGUUUGUAAAUAUUCUUCCAUCUUGCAUUUUGUCUCCACAGCAACCUUGUGAUGUAGGUGAGGCAGAAUUAGAGUUGCUAACCUCCAGGUGGUGAAGACGAAAAAACAUCAACCAUGAAGAAAUAACUAAUACCAAUAUAUAACAAUAAUUCCAAAGAAUAUAUUAUUUCCUAUCAAUCUCUAUCAAUGAAUCAUUAUAUGAAUACACCUUCAAGUCCAUAUUAAUAAAGUCCAUAUACUGUAUAAUCUGAGAUUAGUAUUCUGUAAGAUUUCAAGAUGCAACAUUCUUCUCAACUUCCAAGGGUAAAAGUUUUCUCUGAUGCUUCUUCAGUUUUCAUAGAAAGUGCUUGUGCCAGUCUCAAUAAUUCAAUAAAGUGCUUAUAAACAAUCCAGUUGUUGAGUUUUAUCAAUUUCACAUUCCAGUGUUGGCAUGGACCCACAUAUAAGCCUUUGACGGUGCUCUCAACUAUGUAGCCGUUUCUCCCCAAGUCUCUUUCAAAGAGGCAUAAUCAGAAGUCCAUAUCAUUCCAAUUAGGACAGCUAAGUCUCAACACAUUUUGCAGAAGUGGCAGAGAAGACCUUUCACUUGGAAGUAGAGAAGAUUGUUGCAUCUUGAAAUCUUACAGAAUACUAACUUCAGAUUACACAGUUUAUGGACUUCAUAAAUAUGGACUUGAGUGUGUAUUCAUGUAAUGAUUUGUUGAUAGAGACAUAGGGAAUAAUAUAUUAUUUGUAAUUAUUGCUAUACUAGGAAUAAAGCCUGUUGUGAAGAAAAAUACAAUGGGCUUUAGAAAGAGGUGGUGAGUGAGUACCCCCCACCCUUGCUGUCUUCCCACCCAAGUGAAAGCAUUCACUCCGCCCCCCACCUCCAGGGAAAUUGAUCUCUGCCAUCUGGACAGCAGUUGUAAUUCUGAGUGAUCUCCAGCCCUCACCUGGAGAUUGGCAAGAGUGGUUCCCUAGGAAGAAAUGUCUGAUUUGGAGGGUGGAGUCCAUGGCAUUGUACCUGUCUGAGUUCCCACUUGUCCUCAAACCCACUCUCCAGGCUCCACCUCUCAAAUCUCCAGGAAUUUGCCAACCUGGAGUUGGCAGCUGCUAAGUCACAAUGGCUGUCAUAGGGGGGCUGCUGCUGAACAGGAGCAAACAGCUAAACCUAGUUAAGUCAUGCCAGUCAGGUGGCAUCAAGUCACCCAGAGGGUGCUAGCAGGUCUUGGGUAGCCAAACUCCAGGUGAAGCCUGAAGAUCUGAGUUCACAACUGAACUCCAGACAACAGAUCUCUUUUCCCCUGGAGAAAAUAAUUGCUUUGGAGGGUGGACUCUAUGGCAUUAUAUUCAGCUGAGGGCUUAGCAACAGCCUCUAGCUGGCAGCUCUUCAAGUGGGCUAUGGCCUUUGAGGAAACGCUUUGUGAGGCCACAGUAGAGUGGCAGCCCUCUCUGAGGCGUUUAUGGAGAGGAAACAAGCUUCUGAGAUGUGUCUGUCUCUGAGGUAACUAUUUUGGCAGUUUGUUCAGUGUUCUUGGGCCUGCAGUAGGCGGAGUAUAGGAGAGUCAGCCAAUGGGGACCCAGAGGUGGUAACUGAUGCAUGAUGGGCCAAUGGUUUGUUAAGUGCACCCAUCAGCCAAUGGGAGGGCUCCAUUUGGCCAUCACCAUAGGAGAAUUAUUAUCUAUGAUAUUGGUAUUAGUUAUUUCUUCACAGUUUAUGUUUUUUCAUCUUCACCCUUAUCUGUGAUUCUCUGGUUUGCAACCUCCUGGUGACUGCAGCUCUUCCAGUAUUUCAGCUCCUCUCCAGGCUAAAUUCCCCUGGAGAUACUGGCUGUUUUGGAAGCUGGAUUGCAUGUUCUUUCACACCAAACCCUGCCCUCCGCCAGAUCCACAUCCAAAAUCUCCAGGAAUUUCCCAGCUCAGAGCUGGCAGUCCUAGGCUGAGUGUGCAUGACUGGCCCAAGGUUACUCACUGAGCUUCAUGGUCUGGUGCCAAUUUGAAACUGGGUCUCUCCAGUUCUAAUCCAACACUAACCAUUAGAGCACACUGACUUUUUAGUUCCUUCAUGUCCUAUGGUCACUGGCUGCAGUUUGAUGAAUGUCUGAAUGUUAAAUAUAUAGACCUGUUCUGUGUUGUAAACUAAAUAGCUGCUGCUGGCUCCCAGUCUUUGCUAUUUUUCAUUCCUGAUUCCAUCCCCAGGGCCACUAGCAAGCAUUAGUUAUGACCCCUGUUACCAUGUGCAUUUAAAUCAUAUAUAUAUCUUCAAUAAAUAAAUGCAUUUUCCAUAAAUGCAUGUGAAGAAGCUUUUUGCUGAAAGAAAUGUGGUUGUUUGUUUGUUUUUUAAAAAAAGAACAAUUUCCCUGGAGCCAAGUAUGGUACAUAAAAUAUACUAGUACUGAAAUCAUGUAACUAAUGGUUGACUUUGACCCAGGGGAUCAGCUAUAGUAUGGUGGGGCAGAAAUGGUCUUCUAACAUGAGCUCAAGACAAUCUUUAUAAUUUUCAUGUAGUCAAUGGACUAAAAUAACUCUUUUGUAGAGAUCUUUUCUAUUUCAAAAUACACUUUCAGUCUUGAAAGGACUGGUUGAAUUUUGAACUCCAAGUGUGUGUUUGAUGUUUUCUUUUAGUAAUUUGACUUUAAGUGCCAUGUUUUCAAUGCAAUAAAUUGAAAUUGUUACUUGUUUAAGCAGAUUAUAAAUAAUAAAACACACUUGGCAAAAUUGUUGCCAUUUGAAAAUAUAUAUCCUGCAUGAAGAGAUGAGUUGUGUAAGAUAUAGUAUACCCAAGUAAUGCAGUUAUAGUAGUUGAAAUGCCAGAAACCUAAAUACAUUUACUUGAAGGUAAAUAGCACUGAAAUUUAUUUCCAAGUUAACAGUGCUUAGAAUAAUUGUUUAAGGCAAUAUUCCCUUCAUUUAAUGGAGACUUUGGAGUAAACUGAGGAAUGUACUAUAAAUUAUAUACCCGACAGAAAGAAAUUGUGAAUAACAACAUGAAUGAACUGUUACUGCAAAGUCUAACUUGUAAUCUUAAAAGAUCUAAUUAACAGUAUUUUCAGUGUUUGAAGAUAAAUUCCAGAAACAAAUGGCAUUGGUUUAUAAAAUUUCUAGCAGACAUUGCGAUUUUCCUUCUCUAGUAAUUUUACACGUUUUAUAUAUUUUUUUGAUCUUGCAUGUUGUAAUAACACUUCAAUAAAUGUUCAAAAA